AUGGGAAAAAGCACAUCCGGGCAGCCGAAGAGUGUGGUUAGCAAGAAGAACAAAGAUGCGCAGAUGAGAGCAGCGAUUAACCAAAAGUUAAUAGAAACUGGAGAAAGAGAACGCCUCAAAGAGUUGCUGCGAGCUAAAUUAAUCGAGUGCGGCUGGAAGGAUCAGUUGAAGGCACACUGUAAAGAGGUAAUUAAAGAAAAAGGACUAGAACACGUUACUGUUGAUGACUUGGUGGCUGAAAUCACUCCAAAAGGCAGAGCCCUGGUACCUGACAGUGUAAAGAAGGAACUCCUACAAAGAAUAAGAACAUUCCUUGCUCAGCAUGCCAGUCUUUAAGGGUGAACUAGAAUGUAUUGUUCUGUGGGUUUAUUUCUGAAAGUAAAACUUGCCAUAAAUUAGAAAUUGAUAUCCCAAAAUAAAGUCCUUUUUUGUAUG
This is a messenger RNA of Chionomys nivalis (European snow vole), 435 nucleotides long. RefSeq names its product transcription and mRNA export factor ENY2-like. Bases 1 to 336 code for a protein of 111 amino acids. The transcript has 2 exons. Gene Ontology annotation, molecular function: transcription coactivator activity; chromatin binding. Lineage: Eukaryota; Metazoa; Chordata; Mammalia; Rodentia; Cricetidae. Gene Ontology annotation, cellular component: SAGA complex; DUBm complex; nuclear pore. Gene Ontology annotation, biological process: regulation of transcription by RNA polymerase II; poly(A)+ mRNA export from nucleus; positive regulation of DNA-templated transcription. The record is from RefSeq and is a predicted model, not a curated record.